This is a messenger RNA of Drosophila serrata, 795 nucleotides long. RefSeq names its product Mitochondrial inner membrane protein MPV17 (gene Mpv17). The record is from RefSeq and is a predicted model, not a curated record. Gene Ontology annotation, biological process: regulation of mitochondrial DNA metabolic process. Lineage: Eukaryota; Metazoa; Arthropoda; Insecta; Diptera; Drosophilidae. Gene Ontology annotation, molecular function: channel activity. Gene Ontology annotation, cellular component: cytoplasm; mitochondrion; membrane.
AUGGUAUUCUCUAUCCCCUUUGAUGACAGUGUUGCUUUCAACACUUUUUAAUUUGCUUUGGGAAAUCCUAAAUAUUUGAAGACACUAGGCAACCCUUUGCUCAGAGCCCAAAACUUGCCAAAAACACACGUGAAAAUGCUAAUUUGCGGCAAGAAAACGAAAAGUUUAAGAUUAAAUAACAAUUAAUUUAAACACUAAAGGAAAAGUGAAUCAUAUAAAAACGAUGGCACUGAGGGCAUACCUUCGGGAGGGCUUUAACGUGGCGGCCAUAAUGGGACUGGGGGACACAGUGGCCCAGCUUUUCAUCGAGAAUAAGCGAAUAAAUGACUGGGAUGCCGGUCGUACGCUGAGAUUCAGUGCCUUGGGGUUCAUCUUCGUCGCACCAGUGGUACGGCGCUGGUACCUCUUUCUGGAGAGCAAGGUGCCCAAGGAGUUGACGGCGAUGCAGCGCGGCAUACGUAAGAUGCUGACAGAUCAGGUCCUCUUUGCGCCGCCCUUCACAUUGGCCAUGUCCUGUUUGGUGCCACUAAUCAACGGGGAGUCCACGGAGCAAGUGAAGAGUCGCAUUCAGGACAGUUACUUCACCAUUCUCGGACGCAACUACAUGCUCUGGCCGUUGGCGCAAGUUAUUAACUUCUCCUACGUGCCGAUCUCCUACCAGGUGUUGUAUGUCCAGGUCAUUGCGCUCUUCUGGAACAGCUACGUGUCCAUGAUGCUCAACAAGAAGCAGCUGGAGCACAUGGAUCAGAAGCCGCACACGCCAUAACUUUGAAUAAAAUCGUAAUAAUAGUCUUA